AUGAUGAGAAAGUCGUUUUCUUCCACCCUAUUGAUCCUACUGAUCUCGUUUCCAACGGUCAUAACCACUUCAAGGAAUGAAGAACCCAGACUGUGCCAUUCUCCCGAAUUGUACGAUGAUUUCCCCAUGCUAUGUCAAAUGCUCGAUCGACUUCGUGAGGAUGGAGAUGCGCUUGCGGAUGAAAUUACUGCAUGGGCAGCAGAACAUCAGCUUCUAGUAGGAGAGGGUUGGGAUAUGACGAACGCCAAGCAGCUUGAGACUACUCUCUCGUCGUCGGCUACCUCCAAGCUUCCAGUCGUGUUUGCGCAUGGGAUGGGUGACAGCUGUUUCAAUUCCGGAUUUCAGAAUCUUGUCAAGCAUACUUCGACACUCUUGAACGAUGUCUACAGUGUGUGUAUCCCAACGGGGAAAGACAAGUCGGAAGAUACGACAAAUGGAUACCUUCUCAACAUGGACGCUUCUGUAGAUGUCUUUGCUGAGGGUAUCAAGGCUGAUACAAUGUUGAAAGAUGGUUUUCAUGCGAUUGGUUUGUCGCAAGGUAAUAAUGUAAUUCGUGGAUACAUUACCAGAUACAACGAACCUUCAGUCAAUACCUUCAUUUCCAUCAAUGGAGUAAAUGCUGGUACCGGAGCUUUGCCAAAUUGCUUCCCUAGUGUCGACAAUGAAAAUGGUGGCAAGAAAGUAGGCAGCGUUUGUUCGCUCUUGACCGAACAAGCCAGCAAAAGGGCGUACUCGGACUUUUACCAACAACACAACUUUCAAGCAAACUACUGGCGUGAUCCAAAUCACCAGGAUGAGUACCGCAAGUUCAGUCAACUAGCAAGAUGGAAUAAUGAAGGAGAACCAUUCAAUCAAUCUUACAAAGACAACUUCCUCAAAACAAAAAAGUUUGUCUGGGUGAGGGCCACAAAAGAUGGCAUGGUAUGGCCAAGUGAGGGGGAGCACUGGGGUGCCGCGGAUCCAGCGGCACCAUUGAAGCAUAUCUUGCCGCGCAAUGAAACUGAAUGGUAUAUUACUGAUUCCUUUGGUUUGAAAACUGCGGAAGAAGCUGGCAAGAAUCAUUACAUCUCCUUUGAGGGUGACCAUCUCCAGUUUUCCAUGGAGGACUAUACUGAUUGGGUCAACAAAUACUUGGGAGACUCUGAAUCGGUAACGAUGUAA
This is a messenger RNA of Cylindrotheca closterium, 1161 nucleotides long. The record is from the annotation of a GenBank genome assembly. NCBI's taxonomy places the organism in Eukaryota, Bacillariophyta, Bacillariophyceae, Bacillariales, Bacillariaceae.